Molecule: messenger RNA, 1106 nt
Organism: Mangifera indica (mango)
Lineage: Eukaryota; Viridiplantae; Streptophyta; Magnoliopsida; Sapindales; Anacardiaceae
Product: aquaporin TIP1-1
Exons: 2
Coding region: 112-870 (252 amino acids)
Biological process (GO): transmembrane transport; water transport
Cellular component (GO): plant-type vacuole membrane
Molecular function (GO): water channel activity
Source: RefSeq, a predicted model, not a curated record
CUUCGAUUAUAAGUACCACCUCCAGUUUAUGAAGUUGAGACCAGUUACUGAACGCUCCUGUGAGUUGUACACUUUUCUCACUCACGAUCUCUACUCUUGAUCUUGAUCAUUAUGCCGAUCAGAAACAUUGCCGUUGGCCAUCCCCGUGAGGCCACCCAUCCCGACGCCCUAAAAGCUGCCUUAGCAGAGUUUAUCUCUACUCUAAUCUUUGUGUUCGCCGGUGAAGGCUCAGGCAUGGCCUUCAACAAGCUCACUGAUAACGGUUCCACUACCCCCGCUGGCCUUGUUGCCGCCUCCCUUGCUCAUGGUUUUGGUCUUUUCGUUGCCGUUUCCGUCGGAGCCAACAUUUCCGGUGGUCACGUUAAUCCCGCUGUCACUUUCGGUGCUUUCGUUGGUGGCAACAUCACCCUCCUGCGUGGCAUCCUCUACUGGAUCGCUCAGCUUCUCGGAUCCACCGUCGCUUGCCUCCUGCUUAAAUUCUCCACCAACGGCAUGACCACGUCAGCUUUUUCUCUGUCAUCAGGAGUUGGUGUAUGGAACGCAUUCGUCUUCGAGAUCGUGAUGACUUUUGGUUUGGUAUACACCGUAUACGCCACAGCCAUUGACCCAAAGAAGGGCAGUGUGGGAAUUAUUGCCCCAAUUGCAAUCGGUUUCAUUGUGGGCGCCAACAUCUUGGCCGGUGGAGCUUUUGAUGGAGCUUCAAUGAACCCAGCCGUGUCUUUUGGGCCAGCCUUGGUGAGCUGGACCUGGGAAAACCACUGGGUCUACUGGGCUGGUCCAUUGAUCGGCGGUGGGCUUGCCGGCCUCGUCUACGAGUUCUUUUUCAUUAGCAGCUCACACGAACAGCUGCCAACAGCAGCCGAUUACUAAGCAAUGAACGCAAACCAAGUGACACGCGCGGCUCUUCUGUUCCUUGUGUAUUUAAUUUGUUUAUGAGGGUUUCUAUUUGUCUUUUAAAAUUUGUUGUUUAAUCCUGAGCGUUGAUCUGUUUUUCAAUCGUGAUGAUCUUCAUCACCAUCACCACUGAAAUGUUGUACCGUGUGAUUAUGCUGUGUUAUUUUGCUCUGGGUUGUAUGAUUUAAUUGCUAGUUAUUUUGUAAUUGUCA